Molecule: messenger RNA, 1271 nt
Organism: Populus euphratica (Euphrates poplar)
Lineage: Eukaryota; Viridiplantae; Streptophyta; Magnoliopsida; Malpighiales; Salicaceae
Product: gamma-soluble NSF attachment protein-like
Exons: 9
Coding region: 126-1016 (296 amino acids)
Biological process (GO): intracellular protein transport
Cellular component (GO): vacuolar membrane; SNARE complex
Molecular function (GO): soluble NSF attachment protein activity; syntaxin binding
Source: RefSeq, a predicted model, not a curated record
GUAUAUAUCAAAUAACAAUACAAAAAUAGCAUAGAAGAAAGUAAAAUCCAGCAAGACUGCCUGGUUGCUAAGCUUUGCUUUGCCAAUUUGUGAAAAAGAAAAAUCAGUCCUCCGUUACCAUCAUCAUGCCCGCUUCCGAUCCCGAAAAGCUAAUUGCCAAGGCUGAUAAACUGACUAAACUUAGUCUUACAAGAUGGAGUGCUGAUUGGAGAAAUGCCACCCUUUUGUAUGAAGAAGCUGCUAAUUUGUUUAGGGUUGCAAAGAAAAAUGAAAAGGCAAAAGAAGCAUUUGAGAAGGCUUCCAAAGGACAAGAGAUGCUUUCUUCACCCUGGGAUGCUGCUAAAGAUAUGGAGUCUGCUGCUGCUCUAGCAAAGGAGCUAGGCAACUGGAAUGAAGUCUCUGACUUUUAUAGAAGAGCAUCUGAGUUGUACAUGGAGUGUGGGAGACCACAGCCGGCAUCAGAUGCUCUAGCUAAGGCUGCUCGCGCACUGGAAGAUACUAUACCUGAUGCUUCUGUUCAGCUGUACAAUGAUGCUUCCGCUAUUCUCGAAGAAGAUGGCAAAGAACAGAUGGCCUUUGAUCUAUACCGUGCUGCCUCUAGUGUGAAUAUAAAGCUUGAGAAGUAUAGUGAUGCCGCAGCUUCUUUGUUGCGAUUGGGUCUAGCAGCAGAUAAAUGCAAUGCCACCAAUAGCCAGUGCAAGGCAUAUCUUGGUGCAAUUAUUGUGUACCUUUACGCUCAUGACUUCAAGCAAGCAGAAAAGUGCUACAAUGAUUGCUCGCAGGUUGAUGCUUUUCUGAGAAGUGACCAGAACCGCUGUGCUAGUAAACUACUUUCAGCUUACACAGAAGGUGAUAUCGAAGAAAUCAAACGUCUGGCUCAGUCCAACACUGUUUCAAAUCUUGACCAUGUGGUAAUCAAGCUAGCAAGAAAGUUACCAACUGGUGAUGUUAGUGCUUUGAAGACCGAUGCUGCCAACGAGGAGGAAGAGCCAUUGGAUGAGAAUGACCUCACAUAGUUUUCUCGUUCACAAGAUGGUUUGUAACAUUUGUUUCAAAAUGGGUGGAUUUUGGUGUAUAAAGCAUACAAUAGUAUAAUUUGAUGUCCAGCCUUUUGUACUUGAAAAUGUGUUAAUAUGUAAAAUCUUCUGAGUCUUCAAAUUUGGCAAUUAUGAGCAUUGAUACAGCAGUCUCAAGAUGUCAAGGUCAUUUACCAGGUGGGUUUCGAUCCUUGUAAAACAAAUUCAGGUACAUUAAGCUAAUAAAUAAUGCUA